Messenger RNA from Scheffersomyces amazonensis, 2982 nucleotides. RefSeq names its product Zn(II)2Cys6 transcription factor. The transcript has a single exon. Gene Ontology annotation, molecular function: DNA-binding transcription factor activity, RNA polymerase II-specific; DNA binding; zinc ion binding. The record is from RefSeq and is a predicted model, not a curated record. Gene Ontology annotation, biological process: regulation of DNA-templated transcription; DNA-templated transcription. Lineage: Eukaryota; Fungi; Ascomycota; Pichiomycetes; Serinales; Debaryomycetaceae. Bases 1 to 2982 code for a protein of 993 amino acids.
AUGUCUCAAAGUAAUUUGAACUCGGCCGAGAUGAAUUUUACUCAUAAUGGAGGAUCGGAAUCAACUAAUAAUGAAAGUAAUGAUCAUUCAAAGAAGAGAAUAAGAGUGGCCUGUGAUACAUGUCGUCGGAAGAAGAUUAAAUGUGAUGGUAAAUUCCCCUGUGGGAACUGUUCUCAAUCAUCAAAUGAAAGUAAUUGUAUAUAUAAAGAAAGACCACAGAAGAAGAAACCGCCUCCUGCUCCAAAGCGUCUGAUUCAAAAAGUUAAAGGUCCUACAAAGAGAGUUUCCAAUAGUAAAACCAUUGAAGUAUUGGAUAAUCGACUUUCUACUUUAGAAAGUGUCAUUAUCCGACUUACUGAUAAGUUAGAUGAAAUAACUCAAACGCCUGUCUCGGUAAAUUAUAAGCCAGGAGAUCAUGGAAAUAAGAGUCUGAUUCAUGUUAAACCUCAUUCCCAGUCACAGUCACUGUCACAUGAUUACCUAAAUAAUGGAAACGGAAAUGGAAAUGGCAAUGGAAAUGAAGAAGACGGAGAAGAUGAUGAUGAUGAUGAUGAUGAAGAUGAAGAUGAAGAAGAUGAUGAUUUAACUGCUUCUGAUAGUCCACAAUCAGCCGAAUCUUCUGAUGAAGGGCUGGAUGGAGGUAGUGAUCCUAAGAAAAGUGAAGAUCUUCAUGCUAAUGAUCCAUUAAGACCCAAUAAGGGAAUAUUAAAAACUUUAAAAUUCGAACAAUUCUUUGGAACUCAUUCAAUAAUGAGUAUAUUUUCUCAAAAAUCAUUAGAUUGGAUUGAAGCUCAUUUAGGUACGGCCGCUCCUGAUGUUAUAACUCCAAUAAAAAAUUUACCAUUAGUAUUUUAUAAUAAAUUAAAACCAUUUACAUUAAAAUUUAUUGAUCCACCAAUUGUUGAUGCAAAAGGUCGUAAAAAAUUACUUGAAAGACCAUUACCUGAUAAAGCCAUUGUCAUGGCAUUAUUUGAUACUUAUUAUACUGAUAUUACUAUGUUAAGUAAUUUAUGUCGAGCCCCUUAUGCUCGAGAAUUAUUUGAUGAUUAUUAUAAUAAUUUUAAUCAACCUGAUGUAUCUAAAAGACGGAAAUUUAAAUUAUCUGAAUUUCUUAUUAUGACAGUAGUAUUAUUAUUAUGUAUAUCAGCAAAAAUUGAUGAAGAUACAAUUGCUCAAGAUACUCGGGCUAAAAAUAAAGGUAAUGAAGAUGCAGCUCGAUCAUUAACUACAGAUCAAAUUUAUGGAUUAAUUAAUAAUUUACUUGAUAAUUGUAUUUAUUAUUAUCAUCGAAUUUCCGUUAUAAGUGAAGGAUUAGAAACGGUUCAAGGAUUAUUAUUAUUAGUAAUUUAUAUUGAAGGAAAUUGGUUAACUAGUCAUGCUAAUUAUAUAUUAACAUCAGUAGCCGUAAGAUUUGCUCAAGAAAUUGGAUUACAUCGAUGUGAAACUUAUGAAGGAUUAAGUUUAGAAGAUCAAGAAUUAAGAAGAACUAUUUGGUUAUAUUGUCAAUAUUUUGAUAUGGAAAUUUGUUUUAGAAGUGGUAAACCUCCAUUAAUUAAUGAUAAAGAUGUAACUACCAAUAAAGAUGAAGAUUUAGAAGCAUUUUGUCGAUUAAAUAUUGAUAAAUGUAAAGAGAAUGAUCUAUUAAAACCUUCAAUUAAUCCAAAUUUCCCAAUAAUUAGACAAAUUAUAAGUAUACUGAAAGCCAAUAAUCAUCCAUCAUUCUUUUAUUUUUAUUUAUUAAUGAUAACUAAAAUAAGAUCAAAAUCAUAUAAUGAUUUAUUUUCUGCUACAGCAUUAUCUGAAGGUACAAGACCAUUAUCAAAAACUUUAGAUUCUUUAAAUCAAGAUAUGUUUGAUAUAUCUGAUAUGGUUGCUGAAUAUGCUAAACCAAUAUUUUAUAAUGAUCCUCAAUUUACUACAAUUCCUGAUGAAUUAACCCGAGCAGAAAAGGAAAGUAUUCUUGGAUUACAAUUAACAUUCUUUUUACAUUUAAUGCUUAUGAAUAGAUUACCUUCAAUGGUAUUAACAUCUACUGAAGAUAUUCAAUCCCAAAAAUUUAGAAAUAUCUCAUUAGAUUCUGCAAGAACUAUUAUAAUUCUUGUAAGACAAUUAAAUAAGGGUAAAUUAAGUAUAUCAUUCUUUAGUUGGUUUUCAUUCUUUCCCAUUGCUGCAUUUCUAACAUUAUCAGCAGCCAUUAUGAAUCAUCCAAGUAUAACCGAAACUUUUGAUGAUAUACAAUUAUUAAUUGAUUGUUCAAUGAAUUUCUUUGGUGAUAGUGCAACUAGUGAACAUAAGGGAGCCAUCUAUCAUUCAUUAGCUGGUAAAGAAGUCUUACUUAGUUUAAUUGUUAAAGUAGUAUUAAGAAUGGUACUUAAAUUUUAUGAAUCAAAGACCAAUAUAAAUCUUGCUGAUACAAAUCCCAUAUUAAAGGAUCAUUUAGAUAGUGUGAAGAAAUCGUAUCCGGAAUUAUUUGAAGGUAAAUUAGCUCUUUCAUCAAAAUUAGCUUAUAUCUUUGGUGCUUCACCAUUUUCCAAUAAUAUUAAUGAUCCAGGUUCUAGUAGUAGUAGUAUAUCUACCACUAAUUCUCAUAAUGAUUCUACAAUUAAAGCAGGUCAAUCGAAUCAUGGUCAUAGUAAUCAAGUUCCAUUCCGUAAUAGUCCUUAUGCUUUAUCGCCAAGUUAUAAUCCGGCCUUAUCAAAUAUUCUUCAUCCUAAUGAUAUUCCUGUAAAUCAAUCUCCUCAAUCAGCUAUUCGUCAACCAUCUCAUAUUCCUUAUAAUCCAGGGGUUUCUACCACUCCUGGUGUUGGACCGAAUCCAUCAGUAUUUGGUGGUGCAAAUGCAAAUGCUGGUGUUAAUUCGGCUAUAACUCCUAAUUCAGAAGCACUCAUGGAUUACUUAAAUGAUGAUAAUUUAUCUACAAUGUUUUAUUCCCAAAUGAAUAGUUUACCGAAUUUCUUCUUUGAUAAUAAUUCUGGUAUAUAA